Messenger RNA from Uranotaenia lowii, 515 nucleotides. Its product is annotated as cuticle protein CP14.6-like. The coding region runs from base 70 to 450 and encodes 126 amino acids. The record is from RefSeq and is a predicted model, not a curated record. Gene Ontology annotation, cellular component: chitin-based extracellular matrix. The transcript is spliced from 2 exons. NCBI's taxonomy places the organism in Eukaryota, Metazoa, Arthropoda, Insecta, Diptera, Culicidae. Gene Ontology annotation, molecular function: structural constituent of chitin-based larval cuticle.
CAGAAUUGAACAUUCGUGUUUUGUAAUCGGUUCUUAGAAGCAGUUUUGAGUUGAGUUUAGAAUUGAAUAAUGAGCAAGAUCACGUUGAUAAGUGUCCUUUCAAUGGUCGUGGCUGUUUUGGCCGCACCGCAGAUUCCGCCGCAGAACAACGGAGGGGACAACAGCGGAAUUCAACUGUUGAGAUACAACUUUACAAAUAACAACGAAGCAGGCUACGCCUUUACUUAUGAACAAAGUAACAAGCAGAUCUUCUCCGAAGUUGGAACUCCAAAGGACACCGCCAACGGAACGAAGAUUCUGGGAGUCGAAGGUGCCUUUACGUUCGUAUCGCCCGAUGGACAAACCUAUUGGGUCAACUACAAGGCGGACGAGAAUGGAUUUUUGCCCAAAACAGGCACUGGCACCACUGGAGGAAUCCAACCGGGUCAGGACGCUCCUGUUAGAACUUAAACAUAGUGCCUAGCAAUACUCUUCUAGAAAGGAAACUCAAUAAACUUUAAUCUUUCACUAGUCAA